Cricetulus griseus (Chinese hamster) is the source of this 745-nucleotide messenger RNA. The record is from RefSeq and is a predicted model, not a curated record. NCBI's taxonomy places the organism in Eukaryota, Metazoa, Chordata, Mammalia, Rodentia, Cricetidae.
UUCCGGCACGGCGUUCCAUCAGCUGCUUGCACCUUCCGCCUAGCUCCCGCUUUCCGCGCGGCGGUCGCUGAGUUUCAUCUUUCCGUGGCCUCUGCGGCGCCCGAGCCCGCAAUGUCGGGCCCCAACGGGGACCUAGGCAUGCCGGCGGAUGCGGGCGCGGAAGGCGAGAAUGACAGCUUCGGGGAAGCAGUACCUGUUAAUUUCCUGCAUGAUGACACUGAGAAUAAGAAAGUUGUGAGCUGGGACAUUGGGUGCACUUGUCUGUCAGCCCUAAGGAGACACUGGACCUUUCCUCUCAAGGAGUAUGCUGCCAUCAACUCCAUGUUGGAUCAGAUCAAUUCUUGUCUGGACCACCUGGAGGAGAAGAACGACCACCUCCAUGCCCGCCUCCAGGAAUUGCUGGAGUCCAACCGACAGACACGACUGGAAUUCCAGCAACAGCUUGGGGAGGCCCCCAGUGAUGCCAGCCCCUAGGUGCCAGGAGCCCCCAACCGGGCCCCACCCUUGCCUCUCUAGGCCAUGUUCUGGCCUGGGUAGAUGCUACCUGGCUUAGACUCCAUCUCAGGUACUGGCCUUCAGAUCCCCCAGUGGGUCUACCAGCCUGGACCAGGCCCCACUGCCCAUCAUCCCUUCUGGAGCCAGGCGUGGUCCUACAACUCAUUCACUUGUCUGCCUGCCCAGCUCCAGUCUCUUUCCCCUCCACCCAGGAUAUAGUGUCCAUAUUAAAGAGGCCUCCCACACCAUU